This is a messenger RNA of Aspergillus mulundensis, 13044 nucleotides long. Its product is annotated as dynein heavy chain. Gene Ontology annotation, biological process: microtubule-based movement. Bases 1 to 13044 code for a protein of 4347 amino acids. The transcript has 2 exons. The record is from RefSeq and is a predicted model, not a curated record. Lineage: Eukaryota; Fungi; Ascomycota; Eurotiomycetes; Eurotiales; Aspergillaceae. Gene Ontology annotation, cellular component: dynein complex. Gene Ontology annotation, molecular function: ATP hydrolysis activity; minus-end-directed microtubule motor activity; dynein intermediate chain binding.
AUGGAGGUUGCACCUUCCGGGGUACCGGACGGUGUCCCCACCGCCAUAACCCAAGGGCCGUUGGUCGAUGCCGACACUGUGGUGGAAUAUUUGGUCGAUGUGCUGCGGGUGACUCUAGGAGCGCUGAAAAGCGAGCUGGAAAACACCGGUAGCCUUUUGUCAAAAGCCAAGUAUAGCGAAACUGCGCAGAGAUGUUUGCGGUUUGCGUCGGAGUCGCAAGUCGCCCUCUAUGUGCAGAAGGACCUCGUGGCAUCAGAGCAUGCGAACGGGACUGCUGGUGGCGAAGAAUCCCCCGCCGAAUAUGUUUACAGCCUCUCUACCGAAAUCUCGUCUUCUUCUACAACCAUCGCGUCGGUGGCCUUUAUCAAACGACCGGCAGCUAUCGACCCCUCGCUUCCUAUAUCGUCGCAGAUCCAGGUUAUGAAUCUUCCCGGUCCGGCUGCCCUCAACAACACCCAGGCGCAACAAGGAACUUCGCUGUCGCCCUACGAGAUCCUACAUUUACUAGUCCACCAUGGUCUUAGCCCGUACUUUGAAGCCAACACCCGUAACCAGGACGGCGUCGCGAAGGCAAAGACGGACUCAGAGGUCAAAACUGGAGUUCCCGGGACUAAGAAGAAAUUCGCGGAGUUGGAACUCGGGCUUUUGCAUCUCCAGCAGAACGUCGAAAUUCCUGCAUUGAACUUACCCCUCCAUGAAGUGGUUCAGGCGGCUCUUGUUGAAGCAGAAAAGCGAGGCGUUAAGCCUUCGGUGGACCUUAUUGAUUCGACACUUCUAGAAAGCAGUGCGUUUAUCAACAGCAUUCAGAACAAUGUUAACGCUUGGAUCAAGUCAAUUCAGACCAUUACAAAGAUGUCUCGCGAUGCGGAUAGCGGGUCGGCAGCGCAGGAAAUCAACUUCUGGCUGUCCAUGGAGACUGCGCUGGAAGGUAUUGAGAAUCAGCUACGUGGCGAUGGUGUUCAGUUAACCAUGGACAUUUUACGUCACGCGAAGCGUUACCAGGCCACGCUCAGCUUUGUUGCAGACACUGGAUUGCGUGAAGCGACGGAUCUAGUCCAGAAAUACAACCAAUUGAUGCGAGAUUUCCCCCUCGAUGAACUCCUCUCCGCCACGUCCUUGCAGAAAGUGCGGGAAUCCCUCACUUUGAUAUUCAACCAUCUCAACAAGAAACUGAAGAUUACCCCAUACCCAAUCAAGCGCGCCCUUGCGCUUGUGGAGGCUAUCUCGGGCGAUCUUGACGCCCAAAUCCACUCCUUACUUAACGGCCGGACCAUCAUGCACCUCGAGUACCGUGAGUUCCGCACGCUGAUGAAAACAGCUGGUUCAAUCUGGCGAACUUGGGACGACAACCUCAAGGAAUUCACCAACGUUGCUCGCGAAUCUACGCGGCGACGAAAUGAAAAGUUCAUUCCAAUCAAGAUCAAUUCGCGCCACGAUAAAACUCUUGAAAGAUUGAAGUACAUCAAUACCUUCCGUGUUAACCAUGAGCAACUCCAACGAACCAUCGCCAAUGUCCUUGGCCCAAAGAGCUAUUCUGCCGGUGAUGCUGCCGCCGGUGCCGCCGCGGAUGGCGCCGCCAUUGUUGAGGAGAUCGGCGAUGUUGAUGCCGUAGAGGAAGUUGCGCAAGCCUACGCUGCCUUGAAGGACGUGGAUGUGCUAGAUGUUUCCCCAACGGGAACUCAGAACUGGAUUAAAGGGGAGAUUGCGUAUAACGAACGCACUUCUAGAGUUGAGAACUCCAUCAUUGCCCGCCUGCGUGACCGUCUUGCUACGGCCAAGAAUGCCAAUGAGAUGUUCCGUGUCUUCUCCAAAUUCAAUGCCCUGCUCGUCCGCCCCAAAAUCAGAGGUGCUAUUGGUGAAUACCAAACUCAGCUCAUUGAUAAUGUCAAGCAGGAUAUAUCUGCACUGCAUGAACGUUUCAAGCAGCAGUAUGGCCAUUCUGAAGCGCACGCAAUGGCUCAGCUGCGAGAUCUCCCUCCCGUUUCUGGUGCCAUCGUUUGGGCACGCCAGAUCGAGCGUCAGUUAGACGGUUACAUGCGUAAGGUUGAGGAUGUCUUGGGAGAGGACUGGCACCUACACACUGAAGGACAGAAGCUCCAAGCAGAAGGCAAUCUCUUCAGGAAGAAACUCGAUACGCGACCCGUGUUUGAGACAUGGUUACACGAUGUUCAAAGGCGGCGUAUCACCAUUUCUGGACGUCUUUUCAACAUUGUCCGUAACCGAGCCGCGGGCAACACGUUGGAACUCGCCGUGAACUUUGAUGCUCAGAUUAUUGCCCUCUUCAAGGAAAUCCGAAAUCUGAUCUGGCUCAAUUUCCAAGUCCCUCAUGCUGUCAGCAACAUUUCGAAGGAGGCCAAGCGAGUGUAUCCCUACGCUAUUAGCUUGAUGGAAAGUGUCCGCACGUUGCUCCAAACGAACCGUUCCAUUCUCUCCAUGACUGACGUUGCCAUUCUGCUGAACGGGUACGUUAACGAUGCCCAGAGCAUGAUUGGGAGAGGUAUUCCCCUCCGAUGGGAAUCUUUUGUUCACUCGUAUGAACUACAUGUGAAACAAGCGGCCCUGGUAAAUGGUGCUCUCGACUCGGUAAUUCCGAGCACCAGGGGUGAAAGCAAGCACGUUCAAUUCGUGCGAGAGUUCGCUGCCUCAGCUGCCGUCCUGCAACAUAAAACUGCGGUCCUGGCAUCUAUCAAUGAUACCAUCCAGAAAGCCACUCACGAGCUCAAGACAUGCCCGUACGAGUUCUCUGCAUUCAAGCAGCGUUUGGACACCAUUCAAGCUGCCGUAGACAAGCUUAACCUGGAGAACUACGUCAACCUCGGACACUGGGUGCACGGUUUGAACCAGAAGAUUGAGGGUAUCCUUAGCGAGCGGCUGCACAAGGCCAUCCGCGAGUGGACAAACUCAUUCCAGGAAUGGCAAAGCGGUCAGCAGCCUAUGGAAAAAGCCAAUGGAAUAGGCGAUGCGGACGCUCCAGCAUACAACAUUGAGUUCCCAGGCCUUACUCACGAAAUUUCUAUGCGUAACCAGGUCCUCCAUCUUGACCCACCUCUUCAGUAUGCUCGGGCAACUUGGUUUGCACACUUCGAUAACUGGCUCGGUGUAAUCUGCAAUCUCGAGAAGAUCAAGUCAUCCCGCUAUCAGAUCUCCAUUGAAGUGCAGAAGGUUCAGCUUUCGGAGGCGUGCUUUGCUGAUCUCCCACAGUACUGCACAAACGAACUGAGCUUGGUUUACAAUGCUGUAGAAACUAGGCUCAAGGAAGUCUCCGAGUACGUCGACAAGUGGCUGCAAUUCCAGUCCUUGUGGGAUCUGCAGUCUGAGCAAGUCUAUGACAUUUUGGGUGACGACCUGUCUCAAUGGCUUCAACUUCUCCAAGAAAUUCGCAAGAGCCGGGCCACCUUUGACACAUCCGAGGUCAGCCGGUCGUUUGGCAACAUCAAGAUCGAUUACGAGCAGGUUCAGACGAGAGUCAAUGCGAAGUACGACCAGUGGCAACACGAAAUUCUGCUUAAGUUUGGAUCUAAACUCGGAAACCGCAUGCGCGAAGUGCACUCCGAAAUUGCUACUGCUCGUCAUGACUUGGAAGGCAAAUCUCUGGAUUCUGCUUCCACUGCGCACGCCGUGGCUUUCAUUACCAGUGUGCAACAAUGUAAGCGCAAGGCUAAGGUAUGGGAGCCUGAGGUGGAUCUUUUCCGGCAAGGUCAGGCUACUCUUGUUCGUCAGCGCUACCAGUUCCCCGGCGAUUGGCUUCACGUUGAGAACGUCGAUGGCGAAUGGGCGGCUCUUAAUGAACUACUCAGCCGAAAGGGAAAGAUUGUCGAGGAGCAGACCGAGGCGCUACGUGCGAAGAUUGCCGCCGAAGACAAGGUUAUUAGCGACAAGAUCACUGAGGCUAUUGCGCAAUGGAAUGAAGAGAAGCCUGUCUCUGGUACUAUUCCUCCCGAGGAAGCUUCUCGCUCUCUUAGCAUGUUCCAGACCCGACUCGAAUCUCUUCAGUCCGAGUUCGAGAUGGUAUCAAAAGCGAAGGAGGCUCUUGACCUACCUUCGAGUGCCGCAUCUGCUCUACCCGCGAUCCUGGAAGAAGUUCAGGACUUUAUGUCAGUGUGGGCCGCUCUGUCUACUAUUUGGAGGAGUCUCAAUGACUUGCGUGACGCGCUCUGGACGAGUAUUCAGCCAAGGAAACUUCGCCAGUCUAUUGACGGCCUUAUUAAGAUGACCAAGGAGAUGCCCAGUCGAAUGCGCCAGUAUGCUGCGUUUGAGCACAUUCAGAAUGUUCUCAAGGGACUCUUGAAGGUCAACCCUCUGCUCUCGGACAUGAAAUCUGAAGCCGUCCGUGAGCGACACUGGCUGAAGAUCUACAAAGCUCUCAAGCCAGGGAAGCGGUUCUCACUGGUCUCCCUGACCCUUGGCGAUGUCUGGGAUCUUCAACUUGCGGCUAGUGAGACAGUAAUCCGUAAUAUCAUUGCACAGGCCCAGGGUGAAAUGGCCCUCGAGGAGUUCUUGAAGUCUGUGCGCGAGACCUGGCAAAACUACUCGCUGGACCUUGUCAACUACCAGAAUAAGUGCCGCUUGAUCCGGGGCUUCGAUGACCUCUUUGCUAAGUGCAGCGAGAACCUGAACUCCCUGCAGGCCAUGAGGCAUUCUCCUUACUACAAAGAAUUCGAGGAGGACGCUUCGUCCUGGGAAGACAAACUUAACCGUGUCCAUGUCCUGUUUGACGUCUGGAUUGAUGUCCAGCGCCAGUGGGUUUACCUUGAGGGUGUCUUCACGGGCAAUGCCGAUAUCAAGCACCUGCUACCCCUCGAAUCGAGCCGCUUCCAGAACAUCAACUCCGAAUUCUUUGCCGUGAUGAAGAAGGUCUACAAGUCGCCAUUUGUCCUCGACGUCCUCGCUAUCAAUGGCGUUCAGAAAUCUCUUGAACGACUGGCUGAGUUGCUCAACAAAAUCCAGAAAGCUCUGGGUGAAUACUUGGAACGAGAGCGUGUUUCCUUCCCUCGUUUCUACUUUGUUGGUGACGAGGAUCUUCUUGAAAUUAUUGGAAACAGCAACGACAUCUUCCGUGUCGCGAAGCAUUUCAAGAAGAUGUUUGCCGGUUUAUCAGGUGUUCUGAUGGAUGACGACAACAACAUUGUCGGGUUCACCUCUAAGGAGGGUGAAGAAGUCAGGCUGAAGAAGGAAGUCAACCUGGUCAAGACGCCUAGAAUCAACGACUGGCUGACUGCCCUUGAGAGCAACAUGAAAUCAACCCUUGCCGAGCUCCUGACCGAGGCGAUUGAACAAUUCGAGCCUCUCUACAACUCCACCGAGGUCGAUCGCACUGCAUUUGACGACUUCAUAGCCAACUAUCCUGCUCAAAUUGUCGUUCUUGCUAGUCAAGUGGUGUGGACUAACGAGGUGCAGAAGUCGCUGGAGAACGGCGGCACUAGCCUCCCCACACUCUUUGACGCUCAGGUCCGGGUCCUCGAACUCCUCGCAGUGACCGUCUUGGGAGAUCUAGACCCUAUCAGCCGCAAGAAGUGCGAGCACCUUAUUACGGAGUUCGUUCACCAGCGUGACACUAUUUCCAAGCUCGUAGCAUCGAAUGCCACGAGCCCAACACACUACCUCUGGCUGCUGCAGAUGCGCUACGUCUACCAGGCCGAUGGCGACUUCCUGCAGCGCCUGUACGUCCACAUGGCCAACGCCAAGUUGAACUAUGGAUUUGAGUACCUCGGUGUUCCUGAGCGCCUUGUUCGCACUCCUCUUACGGAUCGCUGUUUCCUUACUCUUACUCAAGCCUUAUGUCAAAGGCUCGGUGGCUCGCCAUACGGUCCUGCAGGUACCGGAAAGACUGAGUCUGUCAAGGCCUUGGGUCUGCAACUCGGUCGUUUCACUCUCGUCUUCUGCUGUGACGAUACCUUCGAUUUCCAGGCCAUGGGUCGUAUCUUCCUCGGUAUCUGCCAGGUUGGUGCAUGGGGUUGUUUCGACGAGUUCAACCGUCUUGAAGAGCGUAUCCUUUCAGCUGUCUCGCAGCAAAUCCAGAACAUCCAGAUUGGUCUCAAAAACAAGGAGACUGACGAGAAGUCUCAGAUUGAUCUGGUCGGUAGACGCUUGAGUGUCAACCUUAACACUGGUAUCUUCAUUACCAUGAACCCUGGCUAUGCUGGUCGUUCCAACCUGCCAGACAACUUGAAGAAGCUCUUCCGAAGCGUUGCCAUGUCGAAGCCUGACAAGGAGCUCAUUGCCGAAGUUAUGCUGUUCUCCCAGGGUUUCAAGCAAGCGAAGCGCCUCUCGCAGCAGACUGUGCCGUUCUUCGACCAUUGCUCUACUCAGCUGUCUAAGCAAGCUCAUUACGAUUUCGGUCUUCGUGCGUUGAAGAGUGUCCUGGUUAGCUCUGGUGGCCUUAAGCGUGCCCGUAUCGCCAACACUAACGGCGAGCUUGGCCCUGAUGACAUUGUCGAGCCCCAAAUCAUUGUCCAGAGUCUUCGUGAGACAAUCGCUCCCAAGUUGGUACGUGAUGAUGUUGCCACGAUGCUGCAGAUCCAGGAGCAGGACUUUGCUGGAGUCGAAUAUGUGCCAGCCAACUACGAGGCACUUACUGCUGCUAUCAAAGAUAUUGCGCGUGAACAGCACUUCGUUGACAGCGAGAUGUGGAUCACAAAGGCUCUCCAACUUUACCAGAUUCAGAGCAUCCAUCACGGUGUCAUGAUGGUCGGAAAGUCGGGUGCUGGUAAAUCGUCUGCAUGGAAGAUUUUGCUUCAAGCUCUUCAGCGAAUUGAAGGUGUGGAGGGUGUUUCUCAUAUCAUUGACUCCAAGGUCAUGUCGAAGGAGGCUCUUUACGGUAGCCUGGAUAGCACUACCCGUGAGUGGACAGACGGUCUGUUUACUGGUAUUCUGAGAAAGAUUGUGGACAACCUCCGUGGUGAAGACACAAAACGCCACUGGAUCGUUUUCGACGGUGAUGUCGAUCCCGAAUGGGUUGAGAACUUGAACAGUGUGCUCGAUGACAACAAGCUGCUAACUCUACCCAACGGAGAACGUCUGAACUUGCCUCCCAAUGUCCGCAUCAUGUUCGAAGUUGAAAGUCUCAAAUAUGCUACUCUGGCUACUGUCAGUCGUUGCGGUAUGGUCUGGUUCAAUGAAGAUACCGUGACGCCCUCAAUGAUCAUCUCGAACUACGUCGAGUCGCUCAAGACCAAGACUUUCGAGGACUUGGAUGAUGAUAGUGCCCCUGCUGGUCAAAGCCCUGUCAAGACUCAAGACUGCCAGGAAAUGCUCUCGUCAGUCCUUUCCCAACUACUGCAGACCGAUGACCUCGUUCUCAACACGCUCGGGGAAGCCAAGAAGUACAGCCACAUUAUGGAGUUCACCGAUAUCCGCGCUCUCAACACUCUGUUCAGUCUCUUGAACAAGGCUUGCCGGAACGUCCUCGAGUACAAUAUCCAGCAUGUUGACUUCCCGCUUGAGUAUGAACAGAUUGAGUCCUACAUCUCGAAGAAGCUCCUUCUUGCCCUUGUCUGGUCUUUUACUGGAGAUUGUCCCUUGGCAGACCGCAAGUCUUUCGGAGAGUACGUGUCUGGUCUUACCACAAUCGAUCUCCCUAUUGAGACAGAUUCCUCCAUUAUCGAUUUCGAUGUGACUCUUCCCAAGGGAACUUGGUCGAGCUGGCAAUCUCAGGUGCCGACUAUUGAUGUCAACACUCACUCCAUCACUCAGACCGAUGUUGUUAUUCCUACCGUGGAUACAGUUCGCCACGAAGAUGUUCUCUACUCCUGGCUCGCAGAGCAUAAGCCACUGCUGCUUUGCGGUCCUCCAGGUUCUGGUAAAACCAUGACCCUGUUCGCCGCGCUUCGCAAGCUGCCCAACAUGGAGGUUGUUGGUCUCAACUUCUCCAGCGCCACAACUCCCGACCUUCUUAUUAAGACCUUCGAACAAUACUGUGAAUACAAAAAGACUCUGAACGGUGUCGUUAUGUCUCCUAGUCAGAUCGGUCGUUGGCUGGUUAUUUUCUGCGAUGAAAUCAACUUGCCGGCUCCUGACAAAUACGGAACACAACGGGCAAUUUCGUUCUUGCGCCAGCUUGUCGAACAGAAUGGUUUCUGGAGGACGUCUGACAAGACCUGGGUUUCUCUGGACCGCAUCCAGUUCGUCGGUGCUUGUAACCCUCCCACCGACGCAGGUCGUACCCCUCUGGCUGAACGAUUCCUCCGCCACUCCCCUCUGGUUAUGGUCGAUUACCCUGGUGAGAUCUCGCUCAACCAGAUCUACGGAACGUUCAAUUCUGCCAUUCUCAAGAUUCUUCCGUUACUGCGCGGUUACUCUGAGUCCCUCACUAAGGCUAUGGUGCAGUUUUAUCUGGAGUCUCAGCAACGAUUCACUCCCAAGAUCCAGCCCCACUAUGUGUACUCUCCUCGUGAAUUGACUCGAUGGGUUCGCGGUGUAUACGAGGCUAUUAAGCCACUUGAAAGUCUCUCUGUUGAGGGCCUUGUUCGCAUCUGGGCACACGAGGCUUUACGUCUGUUCCAGGAUCGUCUUGUUACCGAAGACGAACGCGCUUGGACUGCCGAUGCUGUUCGGCGAAUUGCCCUUGAUAACUUCCCUACCAUCGACCAAGAGGCUGCUCUAAAGGGCCCGAUUCUCUUCUCCAACUGGCUGUCCAGAAACUAUGUUCCGGUUGAGCAGGAGCAACUUCGUGAGUUCGUCAAGGCCCGUCUCAAGACAUUCUGCGAAGAAGAAGUCGACGUGCCUUUGGUUCUGUUCAACGAUGUCUUGGAACACGCCCUCCGUAUAGAUCGUGUCUUCCGUCAACCCCAAGGUCAUCUCAUCCUUAUUGGUGUGAGUGGAAGUGGUAAGACAACGUUGUCUCGCUUCGUUGCCUGGAUGAACGGUUUGAAAGUCUUCCAGAUCAAGGUGCACGGCAAGUACUCGUCGGAAGACUUCGAUGACGACCUCCGGAGCGUUCUCCGCCGCGCCGGUUGUAAGGGUGAGAAGAUCUGCUUCAUCAUGGACGAGUCGAACGUUCUGGACUCUGGUUUCUUGGAACGCAUGAAUACCCUCCUAGCCAACGCUGAGGUUCCUGGUCUUUUCGAGGGAGACGAGUUUGCUUCUCUCAUGACAGCUUGUAAGGAGGGUGCCCAACGCCAGGGGCUUAUCCUGGACAGCCAAGAGGAACUUUACAAGUGGUUCACCCAGCAGAUUGUCAAGAACCUGCACGUUGUCUUCACUAUGAACCCGCCUGAAGAAGGUCUUUCCUCAAAGGCUGCAACAAGUCCGGCCUUGUUCAACCGUUGCGUCCUCAACUGGAUGGGAGACUGGUCCGAUCAGGCUCUUUUCCAGGUCGGUUCUGAACUUACCCAGUCUGUCGACCUUGAUAAGCCUGGCUUUUUUGCACCUUCCAGCAUCCCUGUGGCGUACCGUGAGCUUAGCCUGCCUGCGUCACAUCGCGACACUGUUGUCAAUGCAAUGGUGUACAUCCAUUACUCGCUACAACGGUUCAAUCAGCGCCUGCAGAAGCAACAAGGCAAGACCACAUUCCUUACUCCCCGCCACUACCUCGACUUCGUUGCUCAGUAUGUUAAGCUCUUUAAUGAGAAGCGCGAAGAUCUGGAGGAGCAACAGCGGCAUCUCAACGUCGGUCUUGAGAAACUUAGGGAUACUGUGGAGAAAGUCAGUGAUCUGCGAGGCAGUCUAGCGCAGAAGAAGACGCAACUGGAGAAGAAAGACGCCGAAGCCAACGAAAAGCUGCAGCGCAUGGUCGCUGAUCAACGAGAGGCGGAGCAACGAAAAGCAACCUCACUCCAAGUCCAAGCAGCCUUGGAGAAGCAGGAGGAGGAAGUCGCUCUUCGCCAAGAGGUCGUGCUUCACGAUCUAGAGCAGGCUGAGCCUGCAGUCGCAGAAGCCGCCAGGAGUGUCAGCAACAUCAAGCGUCAGCAUCUUACUGAAGUCCGUUCCAUGGGUAACCCACCCUCUGGUGUCCGACUUGCUCUCGAAGCCGUCUGCACCCUGCUUGGGCACAAGGUCGAUAGCUGGAAGACCAUUCAGGGUAUUGUGCGCAAGGACGAUUUCAUUGCCAGCAUCGUCAACUACAAGAACGAGAAACAGAUGACCAAGAACCACCGCACGAAAAUGCAGAACGAAUUCCUUUCGAAAGAGGACUUUACCUACGAACGCGUCAACCGUGCAAGUAAGGCCUGUGGUCCUCUGGUUCAGUGGGUUGAAGCGCAGGUCAACUACUCUGCAAUCUUGGACCGAGUUGGACCUCUGCGCGAUGAGGUCAAACUUCUUGAGGACAAGGCGCUGCAGACUAAAGCCGAGGCACAAGUUAUCGAGGACAAUAUUAGAACACUCGAGAAUAGUAUCGCCACUUACAAGUCCGAAUACGCUGCACUUAUUAGUGAAACGCAAGCAAUCAAGGCGGAGAUGGAGAGAGUGAAGUUCAAGGUGGACAGAAGUAUGAGCCUGCUCAAGAGUCUGUCGUCGGAACGCACGCGUUGGGAGGAGGGAAGCAAGUCUUUCGAAACUCAAAUCAGCACACUUGUCGGUGAUGUCCUCAUUGCGGCCGCUUUCCUUGCCUAUGCUGGUUUCUACGACCAGCAGUUCCGUAAGGCCAUGACUGAGGAUUGGGUCCAGCAUCUGGUCCAGUCUGGCAUCAGCCUGAAGCCGCACAACCCUAUCACAGAAUAUCUGUCCAAUGCGGAUGAACGUCUUGCGUGGCAAGCACACUCGCUGCCAGUUGAUGACCUUAGCACGGAGAACGCUAUUUUCUUGAAGCGCUACAAUAGAUACCCUCUCAUCAUCGAUCCUUCCGGUCGUGUCACUGAGUUUUUGCAGAAGGAGAGCUCAGAGAGGAAGCUCACUGUUACUAGUUUCCUAGACGAUUCGUUCGUCAAACAGCUUGAGAGUGCACUGCGUUUCGGAAACCCAAUCCUUAUCCAGGACGCCGAGCAUCUGGAUCCUAUUCUCAACCAUGUCCUUAACAAGGAGUACCAGAAGACUGGAGGCCGUGUUCUCAUUCAGCUUGGCAAACAGGAAAUCGAUUUCUCGCCUUCGUUCAAGCUCUUCCUUUCGACGAGAGACCCCUCUGCUACUUUCGCUCCGGAUAUCUGCAGUAGGACCACGUUUGUCAACUUCACCAUCACGCAGAGCAGUCUGCAGAUCCAGUCCCUGAACGAAGUUCUCAAGUCUGAGCGUGAUGAUGUGGACCGUCGCCGUUCUGAUCUUGUUAAGGCACAGGGCGAGUUCAAUGUCCAUCUUCGCCAGCUUGAGAAGCGCUUGCUGCAAGCCCUGAAUGAGUCUCACGGCAAUAUUCUCGAUGAUGACAAUGUCAUUGAAACACUUGAGACUCUGAAGAAAGAAGCUGCCGAUAUCUCCAGGAAGAUGGCUGAGACUGAAGGUGUCAUGACUGAAGUCGAAGAGAUCACCCAGCGCUACAGCAUCAUUGCGCGCUCAUGCAGUGCUGUGUUCGCAGUGUUGGAACAGCUGCACCACAUCAACCACUUCUACCAGUUCUCGCUCCAGUACUUCACGGAUAUCUUCGAGUCCGUUCUGCGUAACAAUCCAAAUCUCGAGAGAUCUGGUCUUCGGAAGAUGGAAGAUUACCAACAGCGCAUCCAGAUCAUUCUCCGUGAUCUAUUCGUCACUACUUACCAACGAACCUCCUUGGGAGUCAUUCAGAAGGACCGAAUUACUCUGGCCAUGCUUUUGGCCCAGGCGGCUCCUUACCCAAUGGACAAGGGCAUUAUUGACACCAUUUUGGAUGAGUCUGUCCAAGGUACCGACUUGUCAGCCGACCCCGAGGCCAAGGUCCAGGUGAUGAGCUCGUUUGGCAACAUGUCGCUGUUCAAAUCGCAUCUUCCUUCUGUUACUGCAGAGCAAUGGGAUCAGUUCCUAGGCGAGGAGCUCGCGGAGAACUUUGUUCCCGCCGUCUGGGAUGAGAACACGUCGGAGCUCGACAAACUUCUCCGGUCAUUGCUGCUUGUCAAGCUCUGCAGAAUGGAUAGGUUUGUGCCGGCUGCUGAGCGGUUCAUUGUCGCCGUCUUUGGCCGCGAGUUAUACGAAGGGAGCACCGAUCUCAAAGACAUCGUUAAUCAGGUCACUGCAACUGCCCCGAUCUCCCUCAGCUCCAGCCCUGGCUUCGACGCAAGUUACAAGGUCGACGCACUGGUGGAACGCACGCACGCCACCUGCGCGAACAUCGCCAUGGGUUCUAACGAAGGUCUCGAGAGCGCCGACAAAGCAAUCAACAACGCCGCCUCCGCCGGAACUUGGGUGCUCGUCAAGAACGUCCACCUCGCGCCAUCUUGGCUCCAGAGCCUCGAGAAGCGUCUGGCCUCUCUCAAACCUCAUAAGGACUUCCGCCUCUUCCUCUCCAUGGAGUCCUCCCCGAAGAUUCCUGUCAACCUCAUCCGCGCCUCCCGCGUCCUGAUGUACGAACAGCCUGCUGGUGUCCGCGCCAACAUGAAGGACUCCCUUUCCUCGCUAUCCACCCGCGCCAGCAACACUCCUGUUGAAAAGGCCCGCGUCUACCUCCUCCUCUGCUUCCUGCAUGCCGUCGUUCAAGAACGUCUCCGCUACGCACCCAGCCUCGGCUGGAAGGGCUUCUGGGAGUUCAACGACAGCGAUUACGAGUGCUCGGCUAACAUUAUUGACCACUGGGUUGACGUCGUUGCUCAAGGCCGCUCAAACGUCGCUCCCCAAAAGCUCCCCUGGGACAUGAUCCGCACUCUGAUUACGGAGAUGUACGGAGGCAAGGUCGACGACUCGGCGGACUUCACGCAGUUGCAGCGCCUCGUCGAGAGUUUCUUGACCCCUGCUGCUUUUGAGGUCGACUAUAAGCUUGUCAAUGGCGUUGAGGAUGACGAGUGUCUUACCCUUCCUGGAGAAACGGGCCUGAGUGCGUUCGUGGACUGGGUUAACAAGUUGCCUGAGCGUGAGCCACCUACUUACCUUGGAUUGCCGGCAAACGCGGAGAAGUUGUUGCUUGUUGGUCAUGGACGCAAGAUGAUUUCGGAUUUGUCUCGUGUCACAUCGUUGUUGGAUGAGGGUGAGCAGCUUAUGAUUGAUGCUUAG